Onthophagus taurus is the source of this 1849-nucleotide messenger RNA. NCBI's taxonomy places the organism in Eukaryota, Metazoa, Arthropoda, Insecta, Coleoptera, Scarabaeidae. The record is from RefSeq and is a predicted model, not a curated record.
UUGGCCUCACAUAGCCAACUUAUCCGUACAUAGCAUAACUUACAGCUGAGUUAGUUAAGAUUGAUUACGAACUCGCCUACACAUCCUAUUCGUUGUGCGUAUUAGAGGACAAGAAAAAAAUUGAUGUAUGUACCUACCAAUAAGUUGGUUUUUUAUACCUAUAUGAAGCCAGUUUGGUUCUAAUCACGAAAAAAAUGGAAAAUUAUUAUUGGUUUCAGUCUGCACAACCAAUAACAAGAAAAAGUAAUAUUCUGAUCGGUUUUACGCAACCCAUUAUACUUGGUUGUGUUUAAUAAAUAGAAAUAUAUAAUCAUUAAUAACUACUUAAGUAAUUAAUUACGUUUAUUUUUAAGUUUUGCUUUAUAAAAGGUGAAUAAACACCGUUUUUAUUUCCGUCUGGUGAAUGAUUCUUGUUUUUAAUAACAAAUAUUGUAAACUACACAACAACACGUAUUUAGUGAUAAGAAUUCCAACUGCAUUUAAAAUAGAUACGCAAUAUCAAUAUAAAAACAACUAUGUUUUGAAUUCUGUUUAGUCGAGAUACUGCAUCAAUUGAUUUACAAUGGAAAUACGUCACGUUGAGCAAUUAUUAGAAUCAUAUUUACAAAAAGAUGAAAGAUUGGUGAAUUUUACUCAAGAUAAAUUACUAUCGGCCGGAGAAAAUUACGGUAGUACAAUGUUAAAAGUUAACUUGCUGAUCGAAGAUAAGAAUGGAAAACAAAAAAUAAUAAAGUGUGUUGCAAAAUUGGUUCCACCAAAAGGAGUUUUAUGGGAUAUGUUUCAGACGUUGUCAACGUUCAAGAAAGAAAUCUCCGUUUAUAAAACAAUUGUACCAUUGUUGAAUCAAUUUGGAAAAGAACACAAUAUAAAAUGUAUCUUACCAUUUUUCGCUGAACAUUACAAUUCAAGGGUUACAUUAAAUCCCAACAGUAACGACGUAGAUGACGACGCAAUAAUAUUAAUGGAGAAUUUACAAGAAAAAGGAUAUAAACUUGAAAAUAGAUUUGUGGGUUUCGAUAAAAACGCUGUAAUAAUGAUAAUUAAAAGUUUAGCAACACUUCAUGCAACGACCAUAGCAUAUAAACGUGCUAAACCGGAAGAGUUCCAAAACAAAGUAUUGGCCCACAUUGGAAAAUGUUUUGUAUCUAAAAUAAACGAACAAACCAAAAAGCUUCAACUCGAUUGUUUCAUGAAAUUUCUUGAGAAUUAUCCUAAAUUGCAUCAUUUAUCCGAAAGAAUGAUUAGCGGUUAUCGGCGGGGAAUCAAUAGUUUAUGCCAAAAUCGAACACCAAAUGAAUUAUUUGGUACUUUUAUACACGGCGAUCUUUGGACUAAUAACAUAUUAACAAAAACCAUUCAUGAAAACUUAACAUCAAUAAAAUUACUCGAUUUCCAAGUUGCGGAAUAUGGUAAUCCAGGAAGAGAUGUUAUUUUCUUCCUUUAUACAAGUGCCCAAAUGGAAUUAUUACAAUUCGUCGAUGAUUUCUUAUUAAUUUAUUAUAAUCACUUUAUUGAUAUAUUGAAAACAUUAAACUGCGAUUCAACACCGUUUACAUUCGAUGCAUUUUUGCAACAAGUUGGUGAUGCUGCCAAAGAAACUGAGUUUGGUCGAUGUUUGUUUUUUAUUCACCCGGUUUUUACCGAAAAAGGAAAAGCAGUUGAGUUAAAAGAUAUUAAGACUCGUGCAGAUAUCGUACCUUCACUUGAACAUAUUCAUCCAAAUGGACAAAUUAGAUUUUCUCUUAUAAUUGAAGACUUUGCAAAAAGAGGUUGGAUAUAAUAAAUAAUUCUAACUAAUAUUGUUUAAAUGAUUUAUUUAAAAUUAAUAAAUUCAAUAAUAAAAAUAAAA